Molecule: messenger RNA, 5353 nt
Organism: Asparagus officinalis (garden asparagus)
Lineage: Eukaryota; Viridiplantae; Streptophyta; Magnoliopsida; Asparagales; Asparagaceae
Product: cleavage and polyadenylation specificity factor subunit 1
Exons: 26
Coding region: 168-4535 (1455 amino acids)
Cellular component (GO): nucleus
Molecular function (GO): protein binding; nucleic acid binding
Source: RefSeq, a predicted model, not a curated record
CCUUCACAAAACACCGUUCGAUAAAUCUCGGUUCGUGCCCUAAAACCCUCUUCUAAAAAAUCCCGCCAAUCCCUGCAGGUUAAUCCCUUAACCUCCCCUUAUCCCCCCUAUUCUCCCCUAAAAACCCUAGCUAUCGAACCUAGAAAUUAAAACCCUUCCUCUUCAGGAUGAGCUACGCUGCCUUCAAGAUGAUGCACUGGCCUACGGGCAUCGAGAACUGCGCCUCGGGCUUCAUCACUCACUCUCCCGCCGACGCCGCCGCCUCCGUGAUCCUCCCUCAUUUGCAACCCGACGACCUCGACUCCGAUUUCGCACCAACGCGACGAAUCGGUCCAAUCCCCAACCUCGUCGUCACUGCCGGCAAUGUGGUCGAGGUCUACAUCGUUAGGGUUCAGGAAGACGACGCCAGGGUCUCCCAGGCCCCAAUAGAGCCUCGAGGAGGGGGCGGCAUCAUGGACGGGCUUCGUGGGGCCCGCCUGGAGCUAGUCUGCCAUUACAGAUUGCAUGGGAAUGUUCAAUCCAUGGCGGUGUUAUCUUUGGGAGGAGAUGAACGAAGUAAGAGACGAGAUUCAAUAGUUUUGGCAUUUCAAGAUGCCAAACUUACUGUUCUUGAAUAUGAUGAUUCUACACAUGGAUUGCGCACUAGUUCAAUGCAUUGUUUUGAAGGACCAGAUUGGCUUUUCCUGAAAAAAGGCAGGGAAUCAUUUGCUAUGGGCCCUCUAGUAAAGGCUGAUCCCUUGGGUCGAUGUGGUGGAGCACUUGUCUAUGAUCUUCAGAUGAUAGUUCUCAAGGCUGCUCAGACUGGCCAAGGACUAGUUACAGAUGAUGAGCCUACUAGCGUGGGAGGUAGUACUGCUGCAGUUCGUAUAGAGUCAUCGUAUGUAAUUAACUUGCGGGAGUUGGAUAUGAAGCAUGUUAAAGAUUUCACAUUUGUACAUGGUUAUAUCGAACCUGUUAUGGUCUUUCUUCACGAAAGGGAGCCUACUUGGGCUGGACGUAUCUCAUGGAAGCAUCAUACAUGCUUGAUAUCUGCCCUAAGCAUCAGCACAACCCUAAAACAACAUCCUUUAAUUUGGUCUGCUGCCAAUCUUCCACAUGAUGCUUACAAACUUCUCGCCGUGCCUUCUCCUAUUGGUGGUGUCCUUGUGAUAUGUGCAAAUAGCAUCCAUUAUCACAGUCAGUCUUCAUCUUGUGCACUUGGCCUUAACAGUUUUGCCAUGCAGAUGGAUAGUAGCUCAGACAUGCCAAAAGCUAGCUUCAAUGUGGAGCUUGAUGCGGCAAAAGCUACAUGGCUUUCUCCUGAUGUUGUCAUCUUCUCUUCAAAAAAUGGAGAGCUACUCUUACUUACGUUGGUUUCUGAUGGAAGAAUCGUGCAGAAACUUGACCUUAUGAAAUCUAAAGCAUCCGUUUUGACCUCGGGAAUCACAACAAUGGGGAGUUCUUUCUUUUUCUUGGGUAGUCGGUUGGGAGACAGUCUUCUUGUGCAGUAUAGUUAUGGGGCAUCAUCCCCAACUUCUGCACAUGUAAAAGAUGAGAUUGCUGAAAUUGAAGGUGAUGUUCCAGCAGUAAAACGAUUAAAGAGGAUGUCAUCUGAUUCCCUUCAGGAUGUUGCAAGUGCUGAGGAGCUUUCUUUGUAUGCUACAGCUCCAAAUAGUUCAGAAUCAACACAGAAGGUCUUCUCCUUUGCAGUUCGUGAUACAUUGAUUAAUGUUGGCCCGCUAAAGGACUUUUCGUAUGGUUUGAGGAUAAAUGCUGAUCCAAAUGCAACAGGACUUGCAAAGCAAAGCAACUAUGAAUUGGUUUGCUGCUCCGGACAUGGAAAGAAUGGUGCCCUUUGUGUUCUUCAGCAAUCAAUACGGCCCGAAUUGAUUACUGAGCAGGUUGAGUUGCCUGGUUGCAAAGGAAUUUGGACUGUGUACCAUAAGAGCUCACGUAGACAUGCAGUUGAUUCUUCAAAGACAUUGACAGAAGAUGACGAAUACCAUGCAUAUUUGAUUAUAAGUUUGGAGACCCGUACAAUGGUCCUCGAGACUGCUGAUGAUUUGGGAGAGGUUACAGAAAGUGUUGGCUAUUAUGUUCAAGGCAGUACAAUAGCUGCAGGAAACUUAUUUGGAAGGCGUCGAGUUGUCCAGAUUUUUGCACGUGGUGCUCGUAUUCUUGAUGGCUCUUAUAUGACACAGGAGUUGAGUUUCGCCAUGAAUAAUUCUGAAUCAGCUUCAUCAGCUUCUAAUUCAGAGCCUUCAACAGUAUCAUCUGUUUCUAUAGCCGAUCCCUAUGUCUUACUGAAAAUGACUGAUGGGAGCAUUCAAUUGCUCGCCGGAGACACAUCCACCUGUACAGUCUCUGUUAAUGUCCCAGCUAGGUUUGCGAGUUUAACAGACCCUAUUUCUGCCUGUACCCUUUAUCAUGAUAAAGGACCUGAACCAUGGCUCCGCAAGGCAAGUAGCGACGCAUGGCUUUCUACUGGAAUUGCUGAGGCAAUUGAUGGAAGUGAUGGAUCAUAUCCCGAUCAGGGUGACAUAUAUUGUCUGGUUUGCUAUGAAAGCGGAAUACUUGAAAUAUUCGAUGUGCCAAAUUUUAGAUCUGUUUUUUCUGUAGAUAAAUUCAUGUCUGGCAAGUCCCAUCUUAUGGAUAUGUGUAUUGUUCCUCAAAAAACAAAACCCAGGAAUUUUGAAGAGACAAUAAAAAAGGAACCUACACAAAACUUGAAGGUCAUGGAAUUGGUUAUGCAAAGAUGGUCUGGUCAGUAUAGUAGACCAUUUCUUUUUGCGAUACUGAAUGAUGGGACAAUGCUUUCUUAUCAUGCUUAUCUAUACGAGGGCCAGGAAAAUGCACCAAAAGCCGAAGACGCACUGUCCCCACAUAGUUCAAGUAAUAUGAACAGUACUGGCACAUCAAGAAUGAGAAAUCUGAGGUUUCAACGUGUUUCUAUAGACACUAAUAUACAAGAAGAUUCAUCGAAUGUUACUGUACGUCCAAGAAUUACAAUAUUUAAGAACGUUGGCGGCUAUCAGGGUUUAUUUCUUACAGGGUCAAGACCAGCUUGGUUUAUGCUCUGCAGAGAACGACUUAGAGUGCAUCCACAGCUUUGUGACGGCUCAAUCGUUGCCUUUACUGUUCUGCACAAUGUAAAUUGUAAUCAUGGACUGAUAUAUGUCACAUCACAGGGUUAUUUGAAAAUAUGCCAAUUGCCAUCUGCAUGCAACUAUGAUAACUACUGGCCAGUUCAGAAGAUUCCGUUGAGGGGAACACCGCAUCAAGUCACCUAUUUUGCGGAAAAGAGCCUGUAUCCAGUCAUAGUUUCAGUUCCUGUUGUCAGACCCCUUAGUCAAGUGUUAUCUUCAUUAGUUGAUCAAGAUAGUGGCAAUCAGAUGGACCAGGACACAGUAAGUUCUGAUGGUCUACAGAACAAUUAUUGUAUAGAUGAAUUUGAGGUGCGAAUUUUUGAACCUGAGAAGUCCGGAGGACAUUGGGAACCAAAAGCUACAAUUCCAAUGCAAACUUCUGAAAAUGCUCUCACUGUGAGAAUGGUCACGCUGCUUAAUUCAACAACAAAGGAAAAUGAAAGCCUUUUGGCCAUCGGAACAGCUUAUGUUCAAGGAGAGGAUAUAGCUGCUAGAGGAAGAGUUCUUCUGUUUUCUAUUGGCAGAAAUAGUGAGAAUCUCCAAAAUCUGGUAUCAGAGGUUUACUCUAAAGAACUAAAGGGUGCUAUCUCAGCUUUAGCAUCUCUUCAGGGUCACUUGCUGAUUGCAUCUGGACCAAAAAUAAUCCUGCACAAGUGGACAGGUUCAGAGUUGGUUGGUGUUGCCUUUUACGAUGCUCCUUUGCAUGUCGUGAGCUUGAAUAUAGUUAAAAAUUUUAUCCUUUUGGGUGAUAUUCACAAAAGUAUAUACUUCCUCAACUGGAAAGAACAAGGUGCUCAAUUAAGUUUGUUGGCCAAAGAUUUUGGCUCGCUAGACUGUUUUGCAACAGAGUUUUUGAUCGACGGAAGUACACUUAGCCUGGUUGUUUCAGAUGAUCAGAAGAAUAUCCAGAUAUUCUACUAUGCACCGAAAAUGUUGGAGAGUUGGAAAGGACAGAAGCUUCUAUCAAGAGCAGAGUUCCAUGCCGGAGCACAUAUUACAAAAUUUUUAAGGUUGCAAAUGCUACCAACAUCCUCUGACCGAGCAAGUGGAGCACCAGGGUCUGAUAAGACCAACCGUUUUGCCCUUUUAUUUGGUACUCUAGAUGGGAGUAUUGGUUGUGUUGCACCACUAGAGGAGCUCACUUUCCGCAGACUUCAGACCUUACAAAAGAGAUUAGUAGAUGCUGUUCCUCAUGUGUGUGGAUUGAACCCUAGAUCAUUCCGACAAUUUCACUCAAAUGGAAAGGCACAUCGUCCUGGCCCUGAUAACAUGGUCGAUUUUGAGCUUCUCUCCCAUUAUGAAUUGUUGCCUCUGGAGGAACAACUGGAAAUAGCGCAUCAAAUCGGGACUACCCGUUCACAGAUUCUUUCCAAUUUAAAUGAUCUUUCCCUGGGAACAAGCUUUUUGUAGAGACAACGAUGAUAAUUGUUCUCAAUGAGAUGGGUGCCUGGUGUCUUUGGGACAAAUCCACAUGUUCAACCGUUCAUCUGCUGGUGAUCUACCCAAUGUCCUUCCUGGUUUAUGCUUUCAUGUCAUGUCAUGUGGCUGCUGACUGUUUACGCUAAUUUGGAGGUGGAUGAAUCUGUUUUCCAUUCGUUGCCUCUACCCUAAUGUCAUCGAAACUAAGCAAAAGAAUUCGACAAUGCGAAGGGUCUAAUUUAUGUAAACCAAUUUGUAGGGUUAUGGGAUGACUUGAAUUCGUCUGAACGUGCAAUUGGAGAACGAAGCUCUCAUGUUGAGGGUUUUGGGAUGACUUGAAUUCGUCUGAGUGCAAUUGGAGAACGAAGCUCUCGUGUUGUAAUUUAACUUGUAUUCAUGCAUGCCAACAGUCGUCUAUAUAAGUUUUUCGGUUCAGGAAUUUUAAUGACUGUGUCCUAGUGUUCUUAGUUUUAAUUUGGAUGGGAUGUUCUGAUGUUCCAAACCCAUCAGCAUCAUCAUCUUGAGAGUUAUUCUUAGUGACGGAAGGAAGCGUUCAUAACAUGUGCAUUUAGUUGAUCGUUCACCAUGUAUCUUUACGUGACAGCUCGGCCGGAUUGUUUUUGCUGCUUGAUGACAAUUGACAUGUACUUUCACUUUUUAGUUCUCCUUAAUGUAAUAUUGAUAGCGUGCAUAUAUUUGUAGCGUGAACUUCUGAACAAUUAAGAAUGUAAAUUGGGCUGUUACCAAAAUUGGACUAGUGUUUGGCGCUGGUUGAUCAAUCGAUCAGCAUGUAGUAUAACGUUUGUUUA